UCGCCCCCGUCGCGGUUCAUUAAUAUUAAUGAAAUCCCGCCCAAUCAGGUGGUGAAGCGGCGGCGGCGCUUUGGUGACGCGAAGCCCCUCCUUGCAGCGGGGUUCAUCUGCAUAUUCAUAAGAUAGGCGGGAUGAGGCGCGGGCGUUUAUAAGGCGCCGCCCCGCCAGGCUCGCCGUACAUUUCGCUGAAGCUUUGAAGUGUUGUGGGAACCUCGCGCCGCCCGGGUAUCGGUCAGAAUGGCAUCAGAUGAGGGAAAGCUCUUUGUCGGCGGGCUGAGUUUCGACACCAAUGAGCAGUCAUUGGAGCAAGUCUUCUCUAAAUACGGACAGAUUUCUGAAGUCGUGGUGGUGAAAGACAGAGAGACUCAGAGAUCCAGAGGUUUUGGAUUUGUUACAUUUGAAAAUAUCGAUGAUGCAAAAGAUGCAAUGAUGGCCAUGAAUGGAAAGUCUGUAGAUGGGCGUCAGAUCCGAGUCGACCAGGCUGGAAAAUCAUCUGAGAACAGAUCCCGUGGCUACAGAGGGGGGUCCUCGGGGGGCCGGGGCUUCUUCCGCGGGGGCCGAGGCCGGGGCCGUGGCUUCUCCAGAGGAGGUGGAGACAGAGGCUAUGGCGGCAGCAGAUUCGACUCCAGAAGUGGAGGCUAUAACGGCUCCAGAGACUACUAUAACAGCAGGAGUCAAGGUGGCUAUGGAGACAGGAACUCAGGAGGGUCCUACAGAGACAGCUACGACAGUUACGCUACACACAACGAGUAAAAAUCCUUCCUGACUCAAGAUCGUCCUUCCAAUGGCUGUAUUUAUAAAGAUUUUUGGAGCUUCGCUGAAAUGGUUAUUGUGUAGUACAUCUACUUGUAUUUUCACUUUUGUAGUAUUAUCAGUUCUGAUCUUGUCAUACACAGCCUGGCAGCUUCUGAAACGAGACUGUCUGAUUAGACUGUCUCAGAGAAAGCUCUGCUUUCAAGUGGUUUUAAUCUUCUUUGAAAGCACUUCAGAUUUUAUUUUAUUCUCCAUGAAUGAGCCAAGGUGUUCGUUUUUGGUUGUUUUUUUUUUUUUCUAAGUUGGGGCCCCAAUUCAGUUUCUUUUGAGCUAGCAAGGAUCUUGUACCAAUGUUCACUGGAAGCUGAACAAGCUGUGGACUUUUUAUUCUCUUUUUUUUUUUUUUUUUUUUUUUUUUUUUUUUUUUUUUUUUUUUUUUUUUUUUUUUUUUUUAAGUGCAUUACCCUUGUCUUUUGUAACAUUCCUUUAGUGUAGCAAGGUAGGAAUGCAGCUUGGGUUCCGUUGGAAGGCAAACCACCUUGAUAUAUCUAAAGAGAAACGUGCUUGUAUGUUCCACUCGCAUAACGGUAUUUUUACUGUUGUAAUGAUGUAAAUGACCCAGAACUAGACUUGCAAACUUACCAUAAAGAGGUUCUUGAAAAUGUUUAUUUAUAUUGUCCUUUUUUACUGGAAGAAAUAUGCAUAUUCCAUUGCUGUUGUAUUUGAAGUGGUAAAGGAUUCCUGUAUACAGUUUUCUUUGGCUUUACGAAGCCUAUUAAAGGACCGUCUGAAAUGAACUCUGCUCCUGACAUUUACAUUUCAUUGCACAACACAACCCUUGGAGAUGAAGAACAGUCACGGGAGCGAGAGGAGGAGAUUAGGGACAGUGGCAGAGCUGGCCGGACGAUUGCCCGGGCGCUGGAAUUUAAAUCCUAAAAUCGGUCUUGACAUCUGAAUUGGCCAAGAAAUUUCACAUAAAGUAGUCAAAACUUGUCUGUAGAGGCUGGAAGUACAAACCUGAGGGUGUGCUAGGAGCGAAGUGAAGUUGGAAUGUUAGGAAGGAUAAUGGAUGUUUGCUCCAAAGCUGCUGUAGCCUACACUGGGAAGCUGUAGAGAAGAGCCAAGUGCUGUAGUCCCUGGGCUGUUCCCUGCGUGCCGAGCGCGUGUGUGAUGUAGGGGAAUGCCGGGCUUAGCUUAGCUGUGUCAUUGCUUACAAGUUCUAAGAAUUCUUUGCUAGCAAAUGGAAACUGCAGUGUCCUUGGAGAAAAGAAGUGUUGUGCCUCCAACAGAAACCUCUGAGACGAGAGCUGCUCUCUUGGCUAGUUCAUAUGUGGAAAUAGUCCUGUAAUUCGAGGUAACUCCUUUUGCUCAUGUCCGCAUCCUUCCUCUUGUUGAGAGCUCAUUUGAAAGUCUAAUGUACCUGUGAAAUAUUCCUUUUGACAAUUUUGGUCAGCUACUGGAAAAACGUUUAACCCAUGCCGUAUGCAACCUUUGGCUUGUGGCACACCUUGAGUUCCACAGAUCAGAGUUGGGCAUGCAGCCGUGUCUUGCUGUAGGUACGGAAGCAAGAUUGGAACGAACUCCCUGACUCGAUAUGUGUUCAUCUAUUGAGACUCUUCUAGACUUCAUUAAGUUGCUCACUUUAAUUGUAGCUUUCUUUGCCAUCCUACUUGUUGCCAUUAACUUUUUCCCAUGGCCCACACUUCCUAAGCAGCCAUGUCCAAGUGUUAACUCUCUGCUUAGGGGAUCCAAUCCAUGGGCUGGCUGAGCACGGGCAGCAGCCGGCCCGGAACAGUUUUCCCAGACUGUGCUUUGUGGUGUGAUGGGUUCAGCGAUGGCUUGUGAGACCCUCGUGCGCUGUGAGCUGUGUGGGGAGGUUGGGGGCGAGAGCAGCCUCUGCCCUGGGCCUUUGUUAAUGCCUCUCUGCUUUAGCAGGCUGAAGGGACCCGGCACACACCUCGGAGGCCCAGCGGAUCCUGAGCGACCAGAGCUGCGUUCCAGGGAUGCUGCAGCAAGUUUGCCAGCCAGCACUGAGACAUGUCAGAGAAGGCAGAAGGACAGACACUGGAGUGGAGACAUGAAGAGCACAGAGCAGUGGUGUUGAUCAUUUUUACAUGAACCAAAUCAAUCAAGACAGAAUAAAACACUGAAAUGUGGAAAAAACCAAA
This is a messenger RNA of Lonchura striata (white-rumped munia), 2921 nucleotides long. It is a transcript of the gene CIRBP, whose product is annotated as cold inducible RNA binding protein. The record is from RefSeq and is a predicted model, not a curated record. Gene Ontology annotation, molecular function: RNA binding. NCBI's taxonomy places the organism in Eukaryota, Metazoa, Chordata, Aves, Passeriformes, Estrildidae.